AUGGCGGCUCCCACCACAUCGGCGCACUUCGUCAACGUCUAUCAGUCGGUCGACAAAACUAAGCGCCCCGUCACCACAUCGCUGGCAGUCGCGAGCUCGGCACCAUCACCAUCUGGCGAUAUCGAAGAAAUCAAGGCCACGCUGCCCGAAUACUACACUGCACCGCCAUGGCGGCUUCUCUGGGACGACUUGGUUCUCUUCAUCAGAUGCAUCGGAUUCAUUCCCUUCGUCAUCUCUCCCCUAUGGUAUCCUCGGCGAGAUGGGGUCCGAUAUCCGAAGCUCGAUAAGUCGUGGGUGCCCAAAUGGCUCCUCAAAGGCCCCAUUGACACUGCCAUCUCAGCCAUACAGACUAGGUACCAAGGUCUCGUCGACCCCUACUAUCCUUCCGGCGAGAUGGACGAGCUGUACCCUUCGGUCGGAAACCUCUGGUGCCUCUUUAUACAUGGAAUUCUCAUCGUGACGCAACUCACUUUCCUCAUUUCGCUGCCAUUCCUCGCCACCCUCCCAUUCCAGCUAUUCGUCCUUUACAUCGGCGGAUUCAUCUUCGUCAACUAUCUCUUCUGCUUACAGCUCAACGCCGGAACCGAGAACAACUUGCUCAAAUCUCAGCAUGCUCUGUGGCCGGAGUCGGCUAAUUGGAAAUCACUGGACCCCAACGAGAACUACAGCGAAGAAUGGAUCUUUCUUAACGGUGUGUCUGUUGGCUCGCACUGGCUGCAGGGGAACAUCAACAGACUCUCACGGACUUUUCAACGUCCCAUUACGGGUGUCCACAACAGAACGUCUGGAAUCAUCUUUGAUCUCAUCCAGUGUCUUCUAGAGCGAUGCUUCUACUUUGGUACCUCGGACACCAGAACUUGCUAUGCGCUCAUCACAGCUGCCCUGGACCCUGCGCAGAAGAAAGACAAAACUGUUCUCAUCCUUCACUCCCAAGGUGGCCUUGAGGGUAGCAUCAUUCUCGAUUGGCUCCUCUCCAACUACCGCCGAGAGACCUUGCAUAAGCUGGAGAUCUACACUUUCGGUAACGCUGCCAACCACUUCAACGACCCCGAAACCUCGCUCAACGAACACGUCAUCGGGCACAUCGAGCAUUACGGCAACACUGGCGACUUUGUGUCUCAAUGGGGAGUUAUCCAUUUCAAGUCCCUGGUUGCCGAGCAAAGCAACCCUCUGCCAAUGGAUGGAAGGCAUCCUUUGCUGCCCAUCGUUGAUGAUAUUUUACGCCUGGAUAAGAGACAGAACACUUUUGCUGGACUACUUUUCGAGAACAACGUGUUGGGUCACCUGCUGAACCAGCAUUACCUCGACAGGCUUUUUCCCUUGAAUGAGACUCUGACUGGCGUCGUGGAGAGCAAAGGCAGGCCUGUGAUGGAGUCUUUUAUGGACAAGCGCAUGAAAGCUGGAAACGGCCGUUGCGAUGCUGAAGGGGACAAGGUAUGUCGAAAUAGCAGGCUAUGGGAGUACAUCAACGGCAAAAAGCCCAAGGAGUAUGAUUUGCAGCAGUCAUAA
Molecule: messenger RNA, 1509 nt
Organism: Colletotrichum phormii
Lineage: Eukaryota; Fungi; Ascomycota; Sordariomycetes; Glomerellales; Glomerellaceae
Exons: 3
Coding region: 1-1509 (502 amino acids)
Source: RefSeq, a predicted model, not a curated record